GAUAAUGUCGGGGAGUAUCUCCAGAACUCCUUCAAAACUUUCAGAAAUGUUUUUCUCAUUUGCUGAUACAAGCUUUGAAAAAGUUUAUGCGAAACUCCAGAAAGAUAUAAAGCUUGUCGAAAGUCUGAGUAAUGAAUCGGAGUCUGCUUGUAAUUUCCAACAUCGCUCACCAAUCAAGCAAAGAUUUAAGUUCACGCCAUUUACUUAUGCUAGUGGCGAAAGGUUAAUAUACGUGAAUCCCAAUGAGAAAACAAUGCGAGUUGGCUCAGUUGAAAUCAAUGAUAAUGACAUAUCCAGAGAAGAUGCUCCUGCUCAAACAAGAACUUUGCAUCACUGGAGCCAUGUUUCCGAACACCCUCUCGAGAAAGACGAGUCAUUUUUUGAUUUCCCUGAUGAAGCAGUGACAUCUGAAGAGAUCAUAUCUUAUGAAGACGAUCCUCAUAAUAUUAACAGUUAUAAACACCUUCUAUCUUAUGAAUCAGAUAGUGCUCUGGACGAAGUAGAUGAAGAGGAAUAUGACGAUCGCUUUGAAGGCGAAGAAGCGUCUGAUAUUGAAAAUGCAGUUCUGGAAAGUUCUUUCUCUGUUGAUCCACAUUUUUAUCACGCCUACUUUGCUAGGACGAAGCCAAAGAUCUGCGAUGAAACAGAGCUACAAAAAGUGCAAGAUGAAAAUAUUUUCCAACGCCUGGGAGCAGGUUUUAAACCUCCGUUACGAAUGCCUGAUAGUUGCCACCCGCAGACUCCAAAAACACAAGUUUUACCAAACAGUAAUCGGUUAGCUGCAAUAAAUACACCAAUGGAGGGAUGCAGUUUGUCAGACAGCGAAAGUGCCAAUUGUGAUAGAGCUCUAGACUUGGAAGACGGAAUCGAAAAUAUGAUCAAAAUGGCAUCUAGUCAGACGACAGAUAGUCCUAAGAAGUCAAAAAACAGUAAGCCUAAGUUUGAUGUGUACAAACACAUCAGAGCAGACGGCGACAGUUUAAUUGAGAGUAAUCAGAAUGUGCAUCAUUGUGGUAUUUGUGGGAAUUAUGCAGCGUUGACGAAAGAGACAUUAGAAAAGCAUUGGAGAACUCAUUACAAAGAGAGGCCACAUAAGUGUCCUCGUUGCGAGAAGGCCUUCAGCUCGGUCUACUUACUGAACAGUCAUCUUAACACGCACGCAGACAUCAAAGACUUCUUCUGUUCUCUGUGUAGUCUGAGUUUCGCAUCUAAGUCUGAGCUGUCCCGACAUAAGAGGUACAAACACACCGAAGACAAACCCUACAAGUGCACCGAAUGUGACUAUGCCUCAGUGGAGUCUACGAAGUUGAAGCGACACAUGAGAACUCAUACUGGUGAGAGGCCGUUCAAGUGUCACUUGUGCUCCUACUGCUGCACAGACAACUUCAAGCUGAAGAGACAUGUGAAGACGCACACGGGGGAGAAGCCGUUCUCCUGUCCCCUCUGCAUGUUCAAGUUCAGCCAACACGCAUCACUCAAGCAACACCUGCUAGGACAUACGGGAAACAAACCAAAGUACCAAUGUGAGUACUGCAGUGUGACGUGUUCUCGCAACAGUGACUUGAAACAGCACGUGAUGAAGCUGCACACGAGUAACAAGCCCCAGAGAUGCAGACUGUGUGGGGCCUCAUUCCCCGACAGACACAAUCUGAAGCAGCACAUGAGGAGACACAGGGGGGAGAAGUUGUUGCAGUGCGAAGAGUGUCACUACAAGACUAACAGCCACAGACAUCUCCAGGAACACAACAGGAUACACACUGGUGAGAAGCCAUUCAUCUGUUCUCAUUGCGGUCAGCAGUUCCGACUUAAGCAGGGCCUACGUGCCCACUCGAACCGAGUUCACCCCGAGUUGAAAUGGACACGACUCUCAGAAGAAGCGGACAAAGUUGAAACCAAUUAUCAGACGGAAGAAAAUGUGGCAGUAUUUGUGUGCUCGCUAUGUCAACAACAAACAGGUACUAAAAAUACAAUGCGUCAGCAUCUCAGAACUGUACAUGAAAUGACGGUGGAAGAAAUUGAAAUCGCGUUGCCGACUUGUGUACAGGUCCAGGAAGGCCAAAACGACCAAAUGUCACAAGAUCAUUUGUCAACGAAUGGAAAUGAGAAGAACUCUGAUUCAACUAUAAUGGUCACGUGUACACCUGAUCGAGUCUCCGCUUCGGUAGUAAGAAGUAAUGAAAACAACGCAGAAACUAUUCCAGUAUCGAGUGAUUCUUUUAUAGAAGCUAUUUUUAUUCUCUCAAGAGACGAGAGUGAAAGACUCAGUGUAAUGGUAGAGCCAGAAAUUCUGUGCAAUCAAACGCUUCUUCAGUCUUUGCAGUCGGCACUGGAACAAAAUGUCAUCAUGAAAGAAAUUGCGUCUUUAAAUUACAAAAGAUUGCAUUCUGCAGAUGAUGAUUUGAAAUUACCAAAAGAAUUGACAGAAAAUGAGGAGCAGUUUGCGGUAACAGGACAAGAAACACUUAAUACCACUGAAAAUGGAAAUAAUAGCGAAAACUUAACAGUAGAAAAAGUGCCUGAAUUUUCAACUAUUGAUACCUCGGUGCUUCAAUAAUUAAAUUAAUUUGUAAGUUAAAUUUUUGUUCUAUCUUGGAGUUUCUUUUAACAUCUCUGGUUCUAUUAUCCUUGCUCUUAAUAAAAAAAUUGUGCAAUUUAGACAGUAUAAGUUAGUAUUUAAUCGAUUAUACACGACUCAAUUCAAUAUUUAAAUUUA
Messenger RNA from Symsagittifera roscoffensis, 2713 nucleotides. Its product is annotated as zinc finger protein 765-like. The transcript has 7 exons. The record is from RefSeq and is a predicted model, not a curated record. Bases 5 to 2554 code for a protein of 849 amino acids. Gene Ontology annotation, biological process: regulation of transcription by RNA polymerase II. Lineage: Eukaryota; Metazoa; Xenacoelomorpha; Acoela; Convolutidae. Gene Ontology annotation, molecular function: RNA polymerase II transcription regulatory region sequence-specific DNA binding; DNA-binding transcription factor activity, RNA polymerase II-specific.